Anopheles marshallii is the source of this 579-nucleotide messenger RNA. RefSeq lists its product as uncharacterized. Bases 1 to 579 code for a protein of 192 amino acids. The record is from RefSeq and is a predicted model, not a curated record. NCBI's taxonomy places the organism in Eukaryota, Metazoa, Arthropoda, Insecta, Diptera, Culicidae. The transcript is spliced from 2 exons.
AUGUUAACGAAGAAGGAAAAACUCCUUAUUCGCCCGUGGCAGAUGCAACGUUACAUUAACCACCGGAUUAAAGUGGUGACGGCCAUGCCAGCCAUCGAUUUUCAUCCACCCCCGGAACGGAUUCAUAUCGCCCAAAAGCUGAAGAAACAACAGAAAGAACUCGAACGAAAGGAGAAGAUUGAGCAGGAAAACAUCCGCCUACUGCAACGUCUCGGGGCCAUCAUGAGUAAGAAACGUUUGGAUAACAUUUGGACCUACACACGACCGAAUUUCCUUCGUCGAGAAAACAUCUAUCCCGUCCGUCCAAAGACUUCGCCGGAUGCAGGCGGCCAUAGACGAACAUCCGCCAAACCAACAGCAGGCAGCCUGGCCAACGGCACCGGAUCACCGCUAGCAAACUGGACCAAAUCAAUACGUUGCAGUGCCUGCAGCGCACCGGCCCGUGUAGCAAUCCAGCUCAAUCAAAUCGCACCGGAAGGACGCAUACCGUGGGCUCCACAGCGGAAGACCACCAACCGGAAACUGCUGCAAGAGGCUGAAACGGAACAGCACGAAUGUUGUCGAUUCUGUUGCUGCUAG